Molecule: messenger RNA, 756 nt
Organism: Thelazia callipaeda (thelaziosis nematode)
Lineage: Eukaryota; Metazoa; Nematoda; Chromadorea; Rhabditida; Thelaziidae
Source: the annotation of a GenBank genome assembly
AUGUACUGUAUUGAUGUGGGAGAAGUUCACGAUGUAGAUGCAAAUGAUGUAUGGGAGUUAUUACCGUCUUUGUAUAAUAUACCGCCACUUUGCUUCCGUCUAGUUCUAAAGUCUUGCAUGAAUACUACUAAAUGCAAUGAAUUUGCAACAUUUGAAAAAGGGAUGAUUUGCAUCUGUAAAAUCUGUAUGUCUUUUCAGAUUUUGAAAUUACCUUUCAUUUUAGGCAAUGUAUUCCCUUCAAACUACCCGCAGCGAGCCAGGGUACUUUACCCUCCGGCUAUUAUCUCCCUUAUUUAUAAUAAAAAUAGAGAUGGAAAUUUUGUCGAAAUUUCAUGUACUUCGAAAGUAAGACAGUUUUUCUUGAAAAUCAUCGGUCGCAGCAUUUCGGAAACUAAUGACUUAGGAUUCUUGUUUAAUAAUGCUUCCAGUACUACAUGUACAUCAGUGGUUAAUAAAUCGGUUUCUCGUACAAAGAGUACUCACACCCUUAAUAAAUUAUCGCGUCAUCGAUGUAGAACUCUAGUGGUAAAAAGUGCAUCAGUACCAGCAAUAUCUAGAGAUCCGGCAUUAACCUUCAUGUUUAAAAAGUUUAAUGUCUCGUUGCCAUCACAUCUAAUAGCAAGAGUGACAGAGCGUAUUGAUAUUGAUAAUUAUAUAAUGCGUGAUCCUGCAGUUCUCAGUGAUCUAGAAAAGGUUUAUUUUUUUAAUUUUUCAUUUAUGCUAGCAUUUAUCUGCAGUAAAUAUAUUUUGAGUUAA